UGUGUAAAUACUCUGAGGUUUCUGUUAUACACUUUUCAGCGACCUGACGAUCACAGGCGAAAAUGGAACAGGGAAGAGUACGAAAGGAUAGCUCUUCAGCGUCUCCAGGAUGAGAUCGCUGAAGAGGAGUUGGGAAUUCCAAAACAACCAGCUGUGAAAAGAGAAUUGUUGAAACAGAGAGAUUACAAAGUUGAUCUUGAGUCUAAAUUAGGAAAAAGUGUUGUUAUUAACAAGAAUACACCAUCUUCUCAAACUGGAGGGUAUUAUUGCAAUGUAUGCGAUUGUGUUGUGAAGGACUCAAUUAAUUUCUUGGACCACAUCAAUGGAACAAAACAUCAACGUAAUUUGGGCAUGUCAAUGAAAAUAGAACGUUCUACAUUAGAUCAAGUUAAAGCCCGUUUUGCAAUGAAUAAAAAGAAGUUAGAAGAAAAGAAGAAGGAUUAU
Molecule: messenger RNA, 444 nt
Organism: Megalopta genalis
Lineage: Eukaryota; Metazoa; Arthropoda; Insecta; Hymenoptera; Halictidae
Source: RefSeq, a predicted model, not a curated record